GAUUCCAUGACUUUUGUGGUGGUCAAUCCGUCUAGUGGGUUGGGUUGAUGAAUUUUACCAAUUAGUGAGGAACAGGUGAACGGUUUUAUGGAAAAGAAAAUAUUUACAAUAGAUACAGUAAUUAAUGCAAAUUGAUAUCCUAACCAAAUAAGAUGAGCAAACAGUGUGCAAGGUGCGAAAAAACAGUGUAUCCCACCGAAGAGCUGAAGUGCCUGGACAAGGUUUGGCACAAACUAUGCUUCAAAUGCAAGGACUGCGGAAUGGCACUGAAUAUGCGAUCUUACAAAGGGUUCAACAAGGAGCCCUAUUGUGAAGCACACAUUCCGAAAGCGAAAGCUACCACUAUGGCAGAGACUCCUGAAUUGAAACGCAUUGCCGAAAACACCAAACUGCAGUCUAAUGUUAAAUACCACGCUGAUUUCGAGAAGAGCAAAGGCAAAUUUACGCAAGUAGCGGAUGAUCCGGAGACUCUUAGAAUCAAACAGAACACUAAAAUCAUCAGCAACGUAGCAUACCAUGGAGAUCUAUUGAGGAAAGCGGAGAUGGAACAGAGGAGGCACAACGAAAAUUCCAAUGGCCUAAAAGACCCCGAUGUAAAGAAUGCGAAUCCUCCACCACAAAGCUCAUACCAGCCCCCAGUUUCUCAGGCUCAAUCUUUGCCAGCUCACUCUGCUCCCGCAGCGAAUCCAACUAUCGGUAAGAUUGGCGACUAUGACCCGCAAGCGACUGGCGGUCAGUUCCAAAGUCCCUACUCUUCCAGGAAUUCUCAGACUUUGAUAUAUUCUUCAGACGUGGGAUCUGUGAACAGCCAGCCACAACGUCAUAUUGGUUCAGUUCACGACAUGGACCCCGUAAACCACAACUACGGCUCCCUAGGGCGCGUCUACAUGGCCAUGUACGACUACGGCGCCCAAGACGAGGACGAGGUCAGUUUCAAGGAGGGCGACUUGAUCAUCAACGUGCAGAGCAUCGACGGAGGUUGGAUGACGGGUGAGGUUCAACGUACCGGACAGGUGGGCAUGUUGCCCGCCAACUACGUACAGUUGGCCAACAUUUAAGGCCGGGUUUGGACGGAGGCACGAGCUGGUUCGUAGCGCGGUGAAAGUAUAGUGAUCUAAAAGGUAAAGAAGUGGAAAAAGGUCGGAAGAAAGCGGCAUCUACUGUAUGAUUAUUGUAUCGAGAAACAACUGUUCUUGUUGGUGGUGACUGCUAAUGUGCUAAGGAUCAGUAAAAAAUUUCGAUAUUUCAUUUUAAUAUUUUCCAGAACCCUGAUAGAAUUGAAAUUUCGGGAAUGCAUCCAACUAUUAUGUAAGCAAACUUUUCUCACUCCCCUCGUAUAAUUUGAAUCAUUUUCGUAAAAUUUUGAAUCAUUUUCAUAGUCUUACAUUGUUUUUAGAAGCGUGUUUUUUACAUUGAAAUGAUUUUCAUCAAUAACAAUGGCAAUAUUCUUUAUUUUACAAGAACUUGGUGAAACUAUGCCCAUACAAAAUUUGAAAAAAUACAAUUUUCGGGGCUAUUCAAAUCUCUGCAUGGUAGUCAUCAAGAGAUGAACACAAAAAAAGCAUUUUUUUCCCGUCACCAGAAAUGCAACACUCUUUUCGACGCGUGUUUUACCAACUAGGAGAUGAAGCCGUUAUUUUCAUCUCCUGAAGACGGCAACUAGCGUUGAAACGAGCGUUGGAAAGACUGUUGUAUUUCUGGUGAUUGGAAAAAGUGCUUCUUUUGGGUUUAUUCUAUGCCAGAUAAUUACAGUUUUGCCUUUUAUUGAGAGACAAACAGUUAGUUGAAUAGGGAAAUUAAUCAUCUACGAUGUCUAUCAGAAAUAUUAAAACUAAGUAGAAUUUUGACACACAAACGAAGUCUUUCACGACAAAAGUGUUUUGGCUUUCCACUUCUUCAUAUUUAUACUCCAGAAAAAAAAGAAGAAAAACAAAACGGUUUCGUCCCAAACAACUAAUCUAUUGUGAAAAAUAUUCCCCCGCUCAAUUCGAAAACAAAGUCCUCUCAGCUGUAAGUUUAUUCAAAUGGCAAGCCAAAUAUACGAUAUGAUAUAACGUAGAAACUGAUAACCUAAUAGUUUUAAAGUUUUCACAUUUCAAUGAAAAGUGUCAACUGAAAGAGAAAACAAACAGCAAAAAAAAGUUCAGCUCUAGUUAUUGUGACAAAGUUUGAAUAGAUAUUUAAUAUAUCUGCAAAUAAAGUGGAUUCAGCCAAAAAUAGAAUUCCGAAUUGUUUUUUUGCUGUAUACCUUCAGAACCAAAAGGCCCAGAGUCGAAUUUUUUUUAUCAUUCAAUAGAACUUGAAAAUGGUCAGCUUUACCACAAUUCAGUCGUCUCACUAUAUCUUACCAAAUAAAUUAAAAUAGUUGAAAAAUAGUAACUACAAGUAAGAGAUGAAAAAUAAGAGAUGAAAAAUAUUUCUACCACUUGUGACAUUUAGUUUUUUUGAAUAUACACCAGAUAUAUGAGAGUGGGAUAUUUGACUACAUAUAAAAAUUCAGAUAGAAAAUUUUGCAAAUAAUUUUGUAACAACAGUAAAAGAACUGUGUCAAACCUAUUUUCCAAAUGGCCAUUGCCGUGGUCUGCAUGUUUUUAUAUCUGACGUUUCUUCUACUACUGCGGUAGAUAUUAUCAAAGGCAAUGAGGUAACGGUCAAAGUGAUAGAGUUGUUCUCUGCAGUGAUAAUGUCUACCACAGUAUCACAUUCUUUAAACAGCAAAAUAACUUUGAAAUCUAAUGGAUAAAUAGCAUUGAACCCUAGACAUAGAUUGAAAAUAACAAAGGUGUCAUAAUUGAGCCGGGGGGCUUACCACUCCAAUUUUGUUGUGAGUGUUGCUAAACAGUAUCAUCGAAAGUUUGCGAUAGAUCGAGUUAUUUUUAUUCGAAACUAGGAAUUCUCAGAAGAAGCAAGUAAUAUAUGACAUUUUUGUUUUAUAUUUCCGUAUGAACAGAAGGAUUCAAGGCAAUAAAAUUAUAAAGAAGAUUUAUAUUUCACAGAAGUUUGUUGAAUAGGAAUUUAAGACAUUUUCAAACCUUUCAAAAUUAUUGAAUUCAUAUUGUUUUAAGCCAGUUAUUAAGCCUAGAAACGGGGAAUAUUUUUCAAGUACAUCUGCCGUUGAUUGAAAAUAAAAGUUUGCAUCAAUAUUUCUUGAAUUUUGAGGAGGAAAUUAAUCACUUGAAGACACUGAACUCGUUUUACCCUGUUGAAUCGUGAUUAUGAUCGAUUUAUGUCCGAUUCCCAUUAGCAGUACGCGAAAUUUCGCUCAAAAUGUCAACGUGUCUUCACUGAAAAUUUUCAAAUACAAGCCAAUAAAACGAUCAUACAUGCAGGAGAAACAAUCAUGUAAUGCUGCUUUCUUUUGACGUUUUUUAUUGAAAAAACUCCACUACAAGCACAAUAAAACACAACGUGUCUUCACUGAAAAUUUUCAAAUACAAGCCAAUAAAACGAUCAUACAUGCAGAAGAAACAAUCAUGUAAUGCUGCUUUCUUUUGACGUUUUUUAUUGAAAAAACUCCACUACAAGCACAAUAAAACACAAGUUGAUAUAAGGAAAAUAGGAAAAUCGAACAACAUGAAAUGUAUAAUCCAAUAGUUCUUGAUUUAUUGAACAAAAGUCUUUUUUUUUUGAGUUCUCAAGGUUUUUUAUCCAACUUUUUUUUGGGGUUUUCAUCUUCCACAAUGUAUGUUAACGUUUCAAAUGCAGAUUUUACCAUUUUAGCCUGCAACACGUUAAGAUAAAUGAUGGAAAAUGAGAAAAAACACAAAAAACGUUGAUUUUUUGACACUUCUUUUAUAAUGUAUCAAAAAAUUCUCCUUCGAACCAGCCUGUCUCUCUUCGAAUAGGACUCUUCUAGGAAAACUAUACAUACGCAUGUCCAUUUUGUAUAAAAGUACUGUCUUAAUUCUAGGAGGUUAGUCUUAUUUUUGAACAGCAAUGGAACUUUUUCAGAGCGAUCUGCAACAAUCAUCUCUUGUUCUGUUGCGUUAAACUUGCUUGCUUCAAUUUUCAUCAAACCAUCUAACAGGAACAAAAAAAAAUAUGUGAAUAUAUUUCCUUAUAUAAAUUAAUACUGAAUGAGUUCCAUUUUCUGCUAUAGGUGCUAGCGUUCUACAGGAUGUUUUUAGGAUUUUCAGAAUAUUCUAUGAUUCUGUGCCAAUAUUCGUCGAUAUACAGGGUGUAUACUAAUUCAAAAGAAGAUAAUGUUCGUUUUUUGAAGCAAGGGAACAUGAAAUUACAAACAUUUUCCUAGAAUUCAAAAAGUUUUAUUUUAGAAACCUCAAUAUUUUUGGAUUCCAAUCAAACCACGAUUUGUAAACAUCCUAUUCAUUACCUGCAUUUUUUAUAACCUCAUUUGAAUUUUCCAUUUUUGAUACAACAACUUGUGGGACGAAUAUUCGCACAGAACUGAAAUUUUGUUCUUUCCUGUGAACAAAAAAAUACUCUUUCAUUAGACUAUAUUUCAUUUGUUAGAAAAACCAUUCGUUAUACAGGGUUCUUGGAAACGAGUGAAUCAAACAACUUGCCAGGGGAAAAUUUCUACUUUCUCUUGUUUGUUGAACCCCGUGUAAAGUGAGUUUCAUUUCUACUAACCACUUGUCUAUAAAAUAUGAAUAAAUAUGCUUUUUGAAAUCGUAAACUUAGGACCAAUGAAACAUUUAGAUCUCUUCCAAAGUAUUCCGUAGUAGCCAUUUUACUUGCCAUCUUAGAUUUUUCUAUGUAUUUUAGUGUGGCAAACGAAUAACGUGAAUUUAAAAUGUAGUGGUACAGGGCGAGAGCAGUUUUGAUGUUACCUAGAGUGACUUAUUUCUUGAAAUUUUAAAUAACCAAAAAUUUCGUGGAUUAUCGACAAAAACGAUUCUAAAAAUUAUCUCAGUGAAUUACAGAAUUAUACUAGCGGUAGUUUUAUUUCGGUAAAUUCAGAGGACUUUCAAUUAAAUGGCUUUUUGAUACUAAGAUCAAUCUGAAAUUUUUGUAAUUCGAUGAAAAACAUACCUAUUUCAUCAAGAAAAAUCUGAGGAAUAUUUGCCACCAUGUUCAAGCUCAGGAACCUCAGGAAUUCUUUUUGAUUUUAUCAAAACAGACUUCAUCAAGAUCCUCUAAAUUCUUAUUUUAUGGAAUAUUUGAAGAAGUCAACAUUAAUUUCUUCGUAUAAUCAAUUAUGUUUUAUUUUACUUUAUAUGUAUUUGUGGGCUUUUCAAUUUAAAUACACUGAUUAGUAUUUGAGAAAUUUUGAAUUUAUUAUAUCAAUUCUGUUCAAUUUUCCAUAAUUUUUAUUUCAGAAAUUCUUGCGACAUGAGAAUUUCAAUGAGAAAUUUUAUACAAUUGCAGAAAAAUCUCGGAUUGUCCUCUAAAUGUUACAAAACUUUUUCUAUGGACUUGAUAUGGGUUUUUACGAAAUUUCUGAAUACCUUGAAUUAUAUAAAAAAAAUUCAAAGUAUUCAAAAAUACAGUAGUAGUGGAAUUCAAAUUCAUGUCACGAAAAAGAAAAUUAUAAAAUAUAUUUAAUUCAACCACAUUCCACAUAUUUCACGUGGCUGGAACUUCUCACAGAAAUUCUGUGAAGAACUGAAUUUUACCAAAAUUACUACAAAUCAUUCUAAUUGGUUAUAUAGUCGAGACAUUUCCUAAGUGAUCUUUAAAAAUAUUCAGAGGUUAUAAAAUAUGUAGGUUCUUCAUGAAACACGUCUCAGUAUUUGUGAAUUAUCAUGAAAAAUUCACCAAAAAUUAAUUAGUUCAUUACAGUAAAAUGUCUCGAAUAUUUUUUUUUUCCGGAUUUUUUGUUGAAAGCAAAAUGCCCAACGUUCGUUUCAAUACAUCUUUACACUAACAUUGAGAUAACUGAAUUGGUGAAAACUACAUACAUGAUGAAUAGUACCUCGUUUUAAUUUUUUUGUUAUUUUCGUUUGAUAUGAAUUUGGCAACACCGUAAAGUUUAUCCAUAUUGCAUAAUUUAAUUUUCUUCUUUUUCUUCUUCUUCUUCUUCUUCUUCUUCUUCCUCCUCCUCCUCCUGUGGUUUGUUGUCCUGACUGAGUGUGCAACUUUGCCAAAUAGUUUUUGAAGUCGAUUUGAUGAUUAAUACCAUAAUUAAGAAGCAUUUCAUAUUAUGAAAUUAAAACAUUUCAAAUUUUGUUGAAGAGAUAUUCAAUUCGAGAAAGGGGGCAAGUUCAACGGUAGUAACGUCACAUUUAUUAUUGAACCUUCGAUUUUUCUUCAAAAUGGUAAUUUUUAGGUAUCACUUCCUGGUAAAUUACCCAUUUUUUUUAUAGAACUAACAAAUAAUGUCGACUUUUUUUUUGGGAAAAUGUAAAGGUCUGUUGUUACAGAUUUAAUGUAAUAAUAAUAAUGAAUAUGCGGAGUUCUCCGAUAUGAUUUCGCCCUCUAUCCCUUACGUAAAUACUUUGAGAGAUUUUGUAGAAAUCCUGUUUUUGAAACACAAAUUGAAUAGGUUUCCACAAUUAAUUAUUCUCGCCCUGUACAAAUGCCGAAUUCAUUCCGACUUGCAUUUAUUGAAAUUAUCAUUCCCAAGGAUUCAAAAUGGCGGAAUAAUCCAGAACAACUGUUUGUGCCUUGAAGCGAUGCAACAAUAUUUACAAUGUUGACUUUUGAUAUCUAUUUACAAUAUUUGUAUUUAUCGUAGUAUAAAUGUCGUCAGCGGGCGAUUUAUGUUCAGCUCGUGAUUUCUUUAUAUCACUAUCAUUAUUUAAAAGACAUAUUGAAUUUUAAAGAAAUGAUUGAUAAGCCUUGAAAGUUUUUUUUUGAAGUGGUGUUUUGGAAAAUAUUUCAGCUGGUUUGUAAUGUUUUAUUUCCAAAAAAUUACUCUCAAAACAUAAGUAGUUUUCUAUUUUUAUAGUGAACUUAGGUAUAUUCCAACGUUGACCAGAUUUGAAACUUUAAAAAUCUCACGGUACCAAAAUUGUUUCUUUUUGUUCAUUUACGAAUACAGGGUUAAUCGAAAAAAAUAUUAUAGAGGAAGACGUGAAUUAUUUCCACCGAAAUGUUGGGAGCAUUGUAAUAAUCUCACUUUUGAAUAUAAUGCGUUUUUCGAGUUACCUUGUAUACCUGGCCGGUCCGUCAAAUAACUGAUUAACUUGGUGCUUUUUUUACUUGUUAAUUCGGGCGUUUAUUUUUUUUUUUAAGUAUCAUGUGCUUUGAGUAAAUCAUUUUUAUGUAAUUGGUAAUUACAUCACUUGUAUUGCUCUUUUGUAGAAUAUCCUUUGAUUUCAACUUGUAUUAUUAUCUAAAGUUAUAGGAAAUACCCUUUUAUGCUUUAAUUUUGUGAAUUAUAGUUACUAUAAAGUGUUAAAUAAAAGUAAUACAGAAAAA
This is a messenger RNA of Leptinotarsa decemlineata (Colorado potato beetle), 7326 nucleotides long. RefSeq names its product LIM and SH3 domain protein F42H10.3. The record is from RefSeq and is a predicted model, not a curated record. Gene Ontology annotation, cellular component: focal adhesion. Gene Ontology annotation, molecular function: actin filament binding. NCBI's taxonomy places the organism in Eukaryota, Metazoa, Arthropoda, Insecta, Coleoptera, Chrysomelidae.